AUGGUGCUUGUUUCCACAUCUGAUGCUCUUAUUGAAGUUGCAGACUCAAUCCUAGACCAGUUGACUGACUUGGAAAAACUUGAAUACAACAAAAAAGGUAGAAAGUAUAGAUUCGUCAACAACAACUUUCAAAGAAUACGCGAGGAAGAUAAGCAUUUAAUUAUAAACCCCGAAAGACUUGAUGACUACCUGUCUGUUGUCUCCGCUUACUAUAUUUUAAGGAGCAUCGGAGGAGAAUUAUUCGAGAAAUAUUCAGAUUUUUGUCUUUCGGUGAUUGGCGUUGCUCGUGAGCUAGAAGUUAACGGUUGGUACGAAGAAGGCUCUUCUGUAACCACGGCUGCAUACGCGAAGUAUAAUCCAAUCGAAGUGAAAGAAGAAGCGAUGGACUUUUUCACCAAGGUAACAGACACUCACAUCACGCAGGGCCUUAACUUGUUAGUAAUUUCCAAGUUAAACUUCUUGCACACUGAUCACCACAUAGGAACCAAAUUGGAAGGGUAUUACAUGUCUCAAUUUAUUAGUGACUACUACGGAGAAGACUCGUUAUUGUGCCAUGAUAUCUUAGUAGCGUUGAAAAGUUUUGUACAUUGGGGAAACAUCAAGGGAAUUUUAUAUAAAUUAGAAGUGCCCAAUAUCAAUACUGAUGAGGCAUUGAUCAAGAGUUUUGAAAAAUUCCCGGAUCCGUUGGAAGACUUCAAAGUCCAUGUGUACAAUAGAUAUCCGCUGGGAACUUCCAAGUAUAGUUUACUUAGGAAGUCCAUUGAUGUUUUAGCAGACUCAAAUUUUUCCAAGCUAGUUCCGUACCCUCCCGUCUCUACAGCUAAUACCUCGUCAUUGACUCCACCUACGUCUCCCUCGGAGAAUUAUACCAAACUCGACGAGUCAUUUUUCGAUUUGGAGUGGCUCUAUCAAUUGUGCCAUGAUAUUGAGAAGAACCCUAUAAAAUACCACUUGAGAUCAGGAGUCAAGAGUCUUUCAGCAGAGGAUCCUGUGAACUUGUCAGAAUUAUCGAAUACCUAUAGCACUCACAUUGAUACGAUUCUUGCAUUUAUUUCCUUAUACAUGAACAUCUUUGAAGACACUGGUGGUAAUUUUUUGUUACAGCACUCUAAGAUUCCAAAAUUCAACGACAAGUUGAUUGAAAAAUACCGCUCGAUGUACGACUCCUUAGAGGAGGUCAGCGAAAAGGUAAAAAGCUAUAAGGAGAAGAAUUGGGAUGACGAGGAUAUUGUUCUGAGAUUGGAAGGCGAAGUAAACACUCCUUCAUUGUAUGAUUCGGUCAUGCGUAUGAGAGAAUUGUUCAAAGACGAUUAUGAAUAA
This is a messenger RNA of Dujonia railenensis, 1320 nucleotides long. Lineage: Eukaryota; Fungi; Ascomycota; Pichiomycetes; Serinales; Debaryomycetaceae. The record is from the annotation of a GenBank genome assembly.